This is a messenger RNA of Laccaria bicolor S238N-H82, 1170 nucleotides long. RefSeq names its product CDF-like metal transporter (gene CDF-F). The coding region runs from base 1 to 1170 and encodes 389 amino acids. Gene Ontology annotation, molecular function: monoatomic cation transmembrane transporter activity. The record is from RefSeq and is a predicted model, not a curated record. Gene Ontology annotation, cellular component: membrane. Gene Ontology annotation, biological process: monoatomic cation transport; transmembrane transport. Lineage: Eukaryota; Fungi; Basidiomycota; Agaricomycetes; Agaricales; Hydnangiaceae. The transcript has 11 exons.
AUGUCAACGUCGUGUGCACAGCCCCGAACCUCUGACACACCUGACAUCGAGAGGGCCUCAGGUUCAACGAGUGUUAUCGACCCAUUCCAGUUUCGCGAUGGGCUCAUUCCUGAUGAAGAGCUCGACGGUCUCCGCCGACGUAAGCAACAUAAGCCCGUUGCAAAGUAUCAGGGAAAGCAGAAUGAGCUCAUUAUCUCACUGUUGAAGCCUAUGGAGGAGCACACGGAGGACGCUCGAGUGGAAGGAGAGGCCUAUCGUCUGCCUGUUAAGAUUGCCGUAUACGCAAGUCUCGCUGCCAACUUAGGACUGUGUAUCCUUCAGAUGUACGCGGCUAUCUCUUCCUUGUCAUUAUCUUUGAUCGCAACCGGAAUCGACUCCGUGUUCGAUGUUGGAAGCAAUGUUCUGCUGUGGUGGCUCCAUCGGAAAGCUGAGAGAUUGGAUGAGAACAGGUGGCCAGUUGGUGGUGCACGUCUAGAAACUAUCGGAAAUAUCAUCUAUGGUGCGGGCCCUUAUUUGUUUAGUAUGGGGUCGGUCAACCUGGUCGUCAUAGUCGAGUCAAUCCGCACGCUUGCCAGCAAGGAUGGAGAUGAGCUUUCCGCAUUCCACCUGCCGUCGAUAAUUGCUGUCGGAGCGGCUCUGGCUGUGAAAUUCAUCCUGUUUCUGUAUUGCUACUCUCUUCGACACCAAUCGAGCCAGGUUUUGGUAUUGUGGGAGGACCACCGAAACGAUUUGUUCAUCAAUGGGUUUGGUAUACUGAUGUCUGCUGGUGGAAGUAAACUUCGAUGGUGGCUGGAUCCUACAGGCGCUAUCAUAAUAGCUCUUGGUGUAAUUGUCUCUUGGGGCAUGACGAUCUAUGAACAAUUCGGGCUCCUAGCUGGAAAGUCCGCACCACAUGAAUUUCUGCAACUCGUCAUUUUCAAGGCAGCGACUUUCAGCGAUGAAAUUGAGAAGGUUGACACCGUUCGUGCCUAUCAUAGUGGGCCUAACUACUUCGUCGAGGUAGAUGUGGUGAUGGACGCAAACACUCCACUUUGGAAGGCUCAUGACCUCAGUCAACAACUCCAAGAUAGGAUCGAAGUAUUGCCGAAUGUCGAGAGAGCAUUUGUACAUGUGGACCAUGAGACAUCGCAUGUGCCGGAGCAUCGGAAAAACCCAAGGCCAGCCGUUUAG